This is a messenger RNA of Protopolystoma xenopodis, 687 nucleotides long. NCBI's taxonomy places the organism in Eukaryota, Metazoa, Platyhelminthes, Monogenea, Polystomatidea, Polystomatidae. The record is from the annotation of a GenBank genome assembly.
AUGGCUUCAUCUGUCACUUCUCUUCCACGAACUCGGUUUUCAUUGCAAACAAAUGUUGGCUUUGAAGAGACCUCAAAUGAGUUUAUGUCGUCAGGGCGGAAACAUUCAAUCGACCAUGACGUGAAAUUGCCCCUGAAAAUUACCAAAGCUUCAUCUCUCGUUUCCUCUUCACAUCAACCUAGACAUAAUCCCUCCUGCCGCCCUAUACUUCUUCUUGCUCAUGGAAAUUCUACAAGCAUACCUACAUAUCCUUCUAUUCCGGGUAAUGCAUUUAGUGAGUCUGGGACUAAAUCUCAGGCUAUUCUAUCGACUCACCUAAACACGUCGGAAAAUCCCGUAACUAGUACCACAUCGGCCAGAGAUAUUCCCAAGCGCACAUAUUUAUCCCCUCAAUAUGACCUUCCUGGUCACGAAUCAGAGCACAAAAAGCUGGCCAUUUCUGCUAUUUCGCAAUCAAAGUCACCAUCGAAUUAUAUAAAUUUUAAUCCCAAAAAUCUGGUUGAUGAAUUAAACUUUGAUUCCGACUUAAGUAAUGUUAAUCGAACUGUUGUUGCUAAUUCGAGCCCUCCUCAACGAUCUGAGGCCAACUUGCUUUCUGCUAUUUCAUUUUCCGCUCGAUCUUCAUUUUUGUCUAGUUGCGAUAAAACGGCUUGUCUCCCGGAUUCUACAAGCUCAAGCCAUACUUAA